Anoplophora glabripennis (Asian longhorned beetle) is the source of this 1766-nucleotide messenger RNA. It is a transcript of the gene deltaCOP, whose product is annotated as coatomer subunit delta. The transcript is spliced from 10 exons. Gene Ontology annotation, biological process: retrograde vesicle-mediated transport, Golgi to endoplasmic reticulum; endoplasmic reticulum to Golgi vesicle-mediated transport; Golgi localization. Gene Ontology annotation, cellular component: COPI vesicle coat; cytosol. The coding region runs from base 115 to 1653 and encodes 512 amino acids. Lineage: Eukaryota; Metazoa; Arthropoda; Insecta; Coleoptera; Cerambycidae. The record is from RefSeq and is a predicted model, not a curated record.
GAGUGCCACACGUCAACGUCAUCGUCGCUUAAGAAAGUUGGGUGUUGAGUGUAAUGUUUUGUAAAAUAAGUACAUAAGAGCGGCUCUAGUAUUUUCAACACUAUUUGCCAAAAAAUGGUGUUAAUAGCUGCAGCAGUCUGCACUAAAGCAGGAAAAACAAUUGUUUCUCGACAGUUUGUUGAAAUGUCGAAAGCACGAAUUGAAGGUUUGUUAGCUGCAUUUCCUAAACUUAUACCAACAGGUACACAACAUACUUUCGUUGAAACGGAUUCUGUUCGUUAUGUAUAUCAACCACUUGAACGACUCUAUAUGUUACUUAUAACAACUCGUGCAAGUAAUAUAUUAGAAGAUCUCGAAACUCUUCGAUUAUUUGCCAGAGUUAUUCCUGAGUACUGUCGGUCUCUUGAAGAAAAUGAAAUUGCAGAAAAUGCAUUUUCCUUGAUAUUUGCUUUUGAUGAAAUCGUAGCAUUAGGUUACAGAGAGAGUGUAAAUUUAUCACAAAUCCGCACUUUUGUUGAAAUGGACUCACAUGAAGAAAAAGUUUAUCAAGCUGUUAGACAGACACAAGAAAGAGAAGCAAAGAAUAAGAUGCGUGAAAAGGCUAAAGAAUUACAACGUCAAAAGAUGGAGGCCUCAAGAAAAGGAGGAAAACCAUCAUUCAGUAGCACAGCCGGAUUUGGCAGUUCUACAGGAUACACACCUUCUCCAUCCGUUGGUGAUAUAGCAAAUGUGUCAAAUGACAUAAAACCUCCAUCAUAUUCAACAACUCCAAUUCAAAAACCACGUGGUAUGAAAUUAGGCAGCAAGGGCCGGGAUGUAGAAUCUUUCGUCGAUCAACUUAAAUCUGAAGGUGAAAAUGUUAUUAUUUCUGCCAAGAACAGUAUUUCUCAACCUGGAACCAAAGCACCAGCUAUCAAAUCUGACGUCGAUGAUAUUCAUUUACGAUUAGAAGAAAAACUAAUAGUGCGCAUGGGUCGCGAUGGAGGAGUUCAACAAUUCGAGUUAUUAGGUUUGGUAACAUUGCAUAUUGGAGACGAGAGGUGGGGAAGAAUACGAGUGCAACUAGAAAAUAAAGACACUCAUGGUGUUCAGCUACAAACACAUCCAAAUGUAGAUAAAGAACUAUUUAAAUUACGUUCUCAGAUUGGCUUGAAGCAGCCGGGCAAACCAUUUCCUCUUCAUACAGAUGUUGGAGUAUUAAAAUGGAGAUUGCAGAGUACAGACGAAAAUUUUGUACCUCUUCUAAUAAAUUGUUGGCCUUCUGAAGCGGGAGAUGGUAGUUGCGAUGUAAACAUAGAGUAUGAACUUGCCCACACUAAUUUAGAACUCGUCGAUGUCAACAUAACGAUUCCUUUGCCAAUGGGUUGCACACCGCUUGUAGGAGAAUGCGAUGGUACCUACACUCAUGAAACGAGACGUAAUCAACUGAUUUGGAACGUGCCACUAAUAGACGUUAGUAAUAAAACAGGAUCUUUAGAGUUUAAUGCUCCCAGAGCAAUUCCCAAUGAUUUUUUCCCACUGUCGGUUUUAUUUAGUUCGAAAUCUUCUUAUGCUAAUAUUAAGAUAACUGAAGUAGUCCUCGUGGAUGAUGAUUCUCCUGUCAAGCAUUCUGUGGAGGCUGUAUUGUUUCCAGAUAAAUAUGAAAUAGUGUAAAUGUUAUAUUAAUAUACGAAGAGGUCUUUAUUAUAAUACAAUUCACUUGUAUAAAUAUUUACUAAUAUUUUAUCCAUUAUGCAAUGUUGCUUUUUGUACAAAAUUUUAAGGAA